AUGAUCAAGGCGCAAACUGAUACACCAGCUUCUCCAACUGAGGCCUCUAGCAUUCGGUCAACUAGCGUAAGCCUAUCCGGUUCCGGAGUAGUAACCAGCAAAAUCAUUCCUAUUUCGCCCACCUCCAAUGGCGAAUCAAGCUGUGGACAAUCUACAGGCACUGGCGGAGGACGGGUGAGUGGCACAAGCACUAGCCGUAGCAGUAGUAGCAGUACCAGUGGUAUUAACACCACAACUGGCAUCACUACUAAUAGUGGGACAGGCAAUGGCAAUAUGUAUCUGCCCGAGCAGGCUGGGAAGCCUGGUGGUAGGACGAGUGCCAGCAGUACUUCAGUAAGUUCAAGCCAAGCCUCCCGAACUCCCUGUCCUGCUGCAAAUUCAUUUGACAGCCUGGCUUCUGGAGGGUGA
Protopolystoma xenopodis is the source of this 408-nucleotide messenger RNA. The record is from the annotation of a GenBank genome assembly. Lineage: Eukaryota; Metazoa; Platyhelminthes; Monogenea; Polystomatidea; Polystomatidae.